Phymastichus coffea is the source of this 4305-nucleotide messenger RNA. RefSeq names its product protein transport protein Sec24C-like. Gene Ontology annotation, biological process: COPII-coated vesicle cargo loading; endoplasmic reticulum to Golgi vesicle-mediated transport; intracellular protein transport. The transcript is spliced from 17 exons. Bases 123 to 3836 code for a protein of 1237 amino acids. NCBI's taxonomy places the organism in Eukaryota, Metazoa, Arthropoda, Insecta, Hymenoptera, Eulophidae. The record is from RefSeq and is a predicted model, not a curated record. Gene Ontology annotation, cellular component: endoplasmic reticulum exit site; COPII vesicle coat. Gene Ontology annotation, molecular function: zinc ion binding; SNARE binding.
UGAGACUCGAGUUUCAUUAAUAUCGUAGACAAAGCCUGAUUUGACGAUCAAGUCGUGAAGGAAUAAUCGACAGUACACAUGUUCACGGAGGAUUGACAGUGGCGAAUGCAUUCUGAACAAAUAUGAAUCCACAACAUAUGCAACAACAAUGUCCACUUUAUGGAGCUCCACAAGAAAGUGCACCUUAUGAAAAGCCUAAUACCAACUUACCUCCAAAAGGAACGCAAGAUUUAUAUACAUACCCUAUAGAAAGACCAUCACCUGGUCCACUGGCAACUAAUAAUGCUCAGCCUACAAUUAAUGCUCCACCUAUUACAAGACCAUCUUAUCAUGUAAACGACAUACAUGGACAAGCACCUAAUGCACAACUUGAAACAGUACCACAACAGCCAAAUCACAAUAACAUAGUGGAUCAAAUGUCAAACAUGGCACUAACUGGAUCCCAAAGGCCUCCCUUGUCUCAAAGUUUUAUACAACAAACAGAUAGAACAAUGCCAACAAUGCCUUUGUCUUCAGCCAUAAAUGGAGUCAAUAACCAGAAUCAUUAUCCACCUCAAGGUAAUUCGAGUAUGAAUAAUAUACCAGUAGUACAGAAGUCUGAACAAGCAGCACCUAAGCCAUCCUUGUAUCAUCAACAAGGGCCUUCUACAUCACAACCAUCUAAUCUUCCACCAUCUGGAGGAUCUCAAUUUCCUGGAAAAAUGUCAUACUCAAAUCAACCUCCUCAAAGUUCUCCAGGAACAAAUAUUCUAAGAAGCACUACUGGUACCUUGCCACUAAUGGAUUAUCAAAGCCAAAUGUCAACUCAGAAUAAGUUUUAUGCUCCUCCAAUAAAUCAACCUAAUGUAGCAGAACCAUUUCUUUCCAAUAAAUCAACCAGUAUGCUACCAGCUUGUUCAAGUCAACAACCUUAUGGGCAAUAUCCAUCUCAAAACCAAUCUACAUUAACAUCUUCAUCUCAACCUUCUCUAGGACUAGCUCCUACAAUAAACCAGCAAAAUAUGUCUGGUCCUCCUUUACCUGGAUCGCUUUCCCCUGCUCCAUCAAUGCCGAGUCGACAAAGUUUAUCUGGACUACCAUUACCUGGACAUCUUCAAAAUUCACCGGCAAUAAAUCAAAAUUUUUUGAGACCGCCUUUACCUGGUCAAAAUAAUGAAUUAUCAGGGACUUCACUACAAGGGCAACCAAAUUUAUCAGGUUCUCAUGUAAAUCAAAACAUGACUGGACCUUCACCAUCACAAAAUCUUCAAUCACAGUAUUCAUGUAAUAAUCAAAUGUCAGAACAAAGAAAAUAUUCUGCAAGCGCGUCUUUACCAGGACAACAAAACCUCAACUCUUAUAAUCAUCUAAAUCAUCAGCAUUCCGAACCAAGCCACCAACAAGGCUAUCAGCAAUUAAAUUAUGGCUAUUCUGGACAACUUAAUGCAUACAAUCAAACAAGUCCAUAUCAAACUGGUUUGUCUAGUCCUACUGGUGGUUAUCAAUCCAGUGCUCAAUCUCAGCAAGCAAGAAGACUUGAUCCUGAACAAAUGCCUAGUCCUAUUCAAGUCAUUCAAGAUGAUCAAAGACUCAAAGGUGGUGUUUUCGCUACAAAUCAAAAAGGAUUAGUUCCGCCAUUAGUUACUACAAAAUUCACUGUGGAGGAUCAAGGAAACGCAUCACCUCGCUUUAUCAGGUCAUCUAUGUAUUCUGUGCCAACAACGGUAGAUAUCAUUAAGCAGACGCAAGUCCCGUUUGCUCUCAUACUUAGCCCAUUAGCUCAAGUAGAGGAGGGUGAAUAUGAACCACCUAUUGUAGAUAUGGGAGAUAUUGGUCCAGUACGUUGCAUUCGUUGUAAAGCUUAUAUGAGCCCAUUCAUGCAAUUUAUUGAUGCCGGUAGACGGUUUCAAUGCAUGUUUUGUAAAGCUACUACGGAAGUACCAGCUGAAUAUUUUCAACAUUUGGAUCAUACAGGACAGAGAAUGGAUCGUUAUGAACGUCCUGAAUUGAUACUUGGGACUUAUGAGUUUAUAGCCACUAAAGACUAUUGUAGAGAUAACACAUUUCCAAAACCACCAGCAAUUAUAUUUAUCAUUGAUGUUUCUUACAACACCGUGAAAUCGCGUUUAGUGAGCUUGCUAUGUAACCAGAUGAAAAAAAUUAUUCGCAACCUGCCAGUUGAGAUAGGAGAAAAGAAAUCUAAAAUGAAAGUUGGUUUUAUUACUUAUAGCAGCAGUGUUCAAUUUUAUAAUCUUAGAGCAAGUUUAGCUCAACCUCAAAUGAUGGUUGUCGGAGACGUGCACGAUGUAUUUAUGCCUCUUCUCGAUGGUUUUCUGGUCGAUCCAGUAGAAAGCGAAGCAUUGAUUGACAGUCUUAUGUCUCAAAUACCAACCAUGUUUGGGGAUACUAAAGAAACUGAAAUAAUUCUUGCUCCUGCUAUCCAAGCUGGCCUUGAAGCAUUAAAAGCAUCUGAAUGUGCAGGCAAGCUAAUGGUAUUCCAUUCAUCUUUACCCAUUGCUGACGCACCUGGAAAACUUAAAAAUAGGGACGAUCGAAAACUUAUUGGUACAGAUAAAGAAAAAAGUAUCUUGGCGCCUCAAAGCAGUUUUUAUAAUAAUCUUGGACAAGACUGUGUUGGGGCUGGUUGCAGUGUAGACUUAUUUGUCUUCAAUAAUUCAUAUGUCGAUAUUGCAACGAUAGGCCAAGUUGCUAGACUUACGGGCGGUGAAGUUUACAAGUAUACUUAUUUCCAAGCUGAUGUUGAUGGAGAGAGACUGAUUACAGAUAUCAUAAAUAAUAUUAGUAGACCUGUUGUAUUUGAUGCAGUUAUGCGCGUCCGAACGUCUACUGGCGUUAGACCUACGGACUUUUAUGGAAACUUUUAUAUGUCUAAUACCACUGAUAUUGAAUUAGCUAGUAUAGAUUGUGAUAAGGCUCUCGCUAUUGAAAUUAAGCACGACGAUAAAUUAACAGAAGACGAGGGCGUUUAUAUUCAAGCAGCAUUGCUUUACACAUCUUGUAGUGGCAUCCGAAGGUUACGAAUUAUUAACUUGAGUCUAAAGACUUCAUCACAAAUGGCAGAACUUUAUAGAGCAUGCGACCUAGACGCUGUAAUCAAUUUCUUAUUCAAGCAAAGUGUUUUCAAGCUUGUAGAGUCUUCUUCUAAGCAAAUUAAAGACAAUUUGAAUACAAGGUGUGCUACUAUUUUAGCAUCUUACAGAAAGCACUGCGCAUCGCCUUCAAGUGCUGGUCAAUUAAUACUCCCUGAAUGUAUGAAACUUUUGCCCCUUUAUAUAAAUGGAAUACAGAAGAGUGAUGCCAUUACUGGAGGUGGUGGAAUCACGAUUGAUCAAAAAUCUUAUAUAAUGAUGGCCGUCGCCACAAUGCCUAUUAUCGAAAGCGUUGCACACGUUUAUCCUCGAUUACUUCCUCUUCAUGAUGUUGAUCCGCAAAAAAAUGACUUUCCUCCUAUGUUACGUUGCUCGAUCGAUAAAUUUAUGGACGAUGGUGUCUAUUUAUUAGAAAAUGGUAUUCAUAUGUUUUUAUGGUUGGGCUCUGCUGUAAGUCCACAAUGGGUGCAAUCAGUAUUUGGAGUUCCGUCAGUAAAUCAAGUCGAUACUGACAGGACUACAAUUCCAAACUUAGAUAAUCCAUUAAACAAACAAAUCAGAGACAUUAUUGUCUAUGUUCAGAGCGAAAGACGUUAUAGCAUGCGGUUGACUCUCACGAAACAACGAGACAAAAUGGAAAUGGUGAUGCGUCAGUUCUUGAUAGAAGAUCGCGGUGCAGACGGCAGUCAAGGAUACGUGGACUUUUUGUGUCAUAUGCACAGGGAAAUUCGAACGCUUCUUAGCUAGUAAAUAUUAAAUUAAAUUAGCAGCAUCUCGAGCCGCAUUUUAAUAAAAACAAAAAUCUAUUUAAGUAGAGUAAAAUGAAUGUUUUGGUGUGAGAGAGUUUGGCGACACAAAUGAGAAAUUGUAAAACAGUCGAGAGAUAAUGAAUUAGCAGCAGGGAAUUUUAAGUUAAUAUACAAAAAGUAAUUUUGAAAAAAGCGUAUAAUUAUUAUUCGUAUUGGGUCGGUAGCCUUACUAUAUUGUGUAUAUUUAUAGUAAAGCUAAAUUUAUUGUUAAGGUGUAAUAAAGAAUUAUAAAUUUAUAUACUGAGCCAAAAACUGUUAAAUGAUCAAUGAAUUAUUUUAUUCUAUAGAAGUAUAUUUAAUUCUCCGAUUAUAUAUGUGUAUAUUACUUUUUUUGUUUUAGUCCAUGUAUAUUAAUAUUACAAUGCAAUUACAUCACAGUUGAAACAAAGAUAUCGAAAAUGUGUUUA